CGAAGGGACGAAGAGCGUAAGAUCAUCCUAGCCCAGGCUCAAGUCCGCGGCUACCUAGUCCGGAGCCGGAGCAAAAAGCUACAGCAGCAGCAGGAGCAGGAUCUGCACUGCUCCACGCCAAAGUCUCUCGACCAGCUGGGCAUCAUGAGGAAAAAGUUUGAAAAGCUCUUCGAUCAGUCCCCGACCUCAACCAUCUCCACCCGCAGUGGUAAUAGCCCCUCCAACACCCUGUUGAAGAAACGGAAGGAAGACUAUGAGAACAAGGUGUUCGACGCUCUCAAGAAGAACCAGAAGAGCUACGAUGAUCAGCUGAGGAAGACGCUCAGCAAACUGGAGAAACCGGAUUUAAAGAUCAUUAACGCCUUCAGCCCCCCUCCCCCAGCGUAUGAGGGUUUUAGGCGUGAGUCAGGAGGGACGUCAGAGAGUGAUGACGCAAUAAAAGUGAUGACGGCAGGCCUUACGACACACAGAGGAAGUGACAUCAUGAGAACCCCAGUGGGUAGCAGUGACGACGAAGCCAGAACUCAGAACAGACGCAGACGCAAGCGUCACCGACGCAACUCUCAGAAAUCCAACACGACGGCGUCAGAGAGCACAGCAACAACCAACAUCACCAACCUAUCGGGGCACGCCACCAUGGAAGACACAAAUGCCGUCGCGUGGGACGUGUUCCGGUCAGUGUCGAAGAAAAACGAGACCUUCUAUGAGACCACGACCAACUGGUUUGAGGUCGCGGCCAAGACCGUCAAAGUUAUCGCCUACAUCAUCAUCUUCAUCGCUGUCUUAGCCACAGCGGUGACUAGCAAGGCCAGUCUCUUGCUCAUGACUCAGGCCAUUGGGAAUGCUAGUCUGGGUUCAGAGAACAGAGACCGUUGGGUGUAUCUGCUGAUUGGAGCCGUCUGCUUCCCUUAUCUUGUCAUCUUUAUUGAAUCCCUCGGCAAAGCCUUGUUUGGGAACCUUCCCGGUCCCUCCAUCUUAAACUUAAUAUGGGUUUUGUGUGUGGAGUCCAUUCACAGUUUUGGUCUCUGUCUGUUUUUGUUCCGUGUCUUGCCGUGUCUAGACACUGUCCGGUGCCUUCUGCUCAUGAAUGCCUUGUGCUCAGUGCCUGCCAUCCUCAGGUUGUUCGCCACCAAAAGAUCGGACGAACCGAAGCGAAAAGUGGCCACAAUCCUGCUGGACAUCCUGGCCCUACUGAUGCAGCUGUCGGCCUACGUCAUCGUUCUGGCCUCCAUGAAGUCCGAGUGUGUCAAGACGCCCUCAGUGCCAGGGGAGACAAGCACGCCUGCUCCAGAACUAGCGUCUACCAACGAAGGCUCACCCUGGCAAAACACGUACUCACUCUCAGACAUGUCAUGGGAGAUCCCGCUCUCUCUGUUCCUCAUCUCUGUCAAGUGGUGGGAGAACUUCUGUGACGAGGAUCUCCGUAUAGGCUGUAUCUACGUGCCCAUCAAGCAGUACAAGGACGCUCUACACCGGUGCCGGGUCAAGUGCUACAUCCUGGCCAGUCUCUGGAAGGUCGGGGUGACCUUCGGCCUGGCCUUCCUGUUGGUGCCCAACCUGCCCAUGAUCCACAAGGCGUUUGGUGAGCUCAUGAACAUCCCAGCCGAGCAGACGACAUACAACGGCACAACGACGCAGACGACGAAUUUGAUCCAGAACCUGUUGCCCAACCUUCUCCAACCAACCCUCCAAAACGUGACCUCCAGCCCAUUCGACAACAACAACAACGUCAUCACACAAGUCGCCUCAGACGAGCCCAAACUCCCAGAAUCCAUGUACAUGGAGAUCAUCCAUCAGAACUGCUCCACCAUCCUGUUGGCGGGAAAAAACACGACCGUCUGCACCAAGACCAUCGUCUACAGGUGGCGCCAGUGGCAGACCUACCUGCCGCCCAUCGUCCAGAUUCUCAGCACCGGCCUGUGCUACUACUUCGCCAGGCUGGCGUGCAAGUUGUGCAUGCAGAGAAUAUCUUUCUCCAUCCCGCUCAGUCUCAGCACGCCAGUAUCUGUGGCCACGAUUAUAACGAUCUGCUACCUAGACAGCAGUAAGCUGGAGUUGAUGCCCGGCUUUCUCAAGUGGACGUGUACCGAGGGCAGUGGGGAGAAACGUUGGCUCAUCUGGCAUCUGGGGCUGGGGUUUGGUCUCUGGUGGGCCUCCCAGCUCUGGAUCACCCGCUACAUCUGGACACCCAAGGCGCCGCGUCUGGCAUUCACUGAGAGGUUGUUCCUGCUGCCCCAGUACUGCGGGGCUCUGAUUGAACAAUCCCUUCUGCUGAACAGGCGCCGUAACGACAGGGAGAGAAUUCUCAAGGAGAUGGUGUACGCUGAUGACGUCAGUAUGGACAGUUCCAGCACCGAUGCCACGUUGAGACGUCAGAGGGAGCAGGUGGUGCCUAAGAUCUACGUCUGCGCCACCAUGUGGCACGAGACGGAGCGGGAAAUGACGGAGUUACUGCAGUCUGUCUUUAGACUAGACAUUGACCAGAGCGCUAGAAGAAAUGCCCAGGACUAUUUCAAUGUCCAGGAUCCGGACUACUAUGAGUUUGAAGCCCAUAUUUUUGUGGAUGACGCCAUGGAUUUCAAUGACGAGAACGAGUGGAUGCCGAACAUCUUCGUCAAGCAGAUUGUGGCCAUAGUGGAUGAGGCGGCUAGUGCCAUCCACGAGUCUGAGAUCACCCUACUGCCUCCUGUCAAGAUCCCCACCCCCUACGGAGGUCGUCUGGUAUGGACCCUGCCAGGCGGGAACCUGUUGAUCGCUCACAUCAAGGACAAGCAGAAGAUCAGGCACAAGAAACGUUGGUCACAGGUGAUGUACAUGUACUACCUGCUGGGGUACCGUCUGUUGGGUCAACAGGACGAGUCGUUCAACACGUCAACACUGGAGAGGGAGGAGAAGUGGAAGAGCACGUCCAGCCAUUUCAUCAAGGGGAACCUCUUCAAGUACAUCCCGGAACGUGUGUUGGUCCAGGCGGAGAACACCUUUAUCCUGGCUCUAGACGGGGACGUGGACUUCAAGCCUCACGCCGUGCAGCUGCUGGUGGACAGGAUGAGGAAGAACAAGAAGGUGGGGGCCGCAUGUGGUCGUAUCCACCCCAUCGGAUCAGGUGCCAUGGUCUGGUACCAGGUCUUUGAGUACGCCAUCGGUCACUGGCUGCAGAAAGCCGCCGAGCACAUGUUGGGCUGUGUUCUGUGUAGCCCCGGGUGCUUCAGUUUGUUCAGGGGGUCAGCGCUGAUGGACGACAACGUCAUGAGGACCUACGCCACCAAAUCUUCUGAGGCUAGACACUACCUGCAGUACGAUCAAGGGGAGGAUAGGUGGCUGUCGACGCUCCUGCUCCAGCAGGGCUACAAGGUAGAGUACUGCGCCGCCUCUGACGCCAUGACCCACUGCCCUGAAGCCUUCAAGGAGUUCUUCAACCAGAGGCGUCGCUGGAUCCCCUCCACCCUGGCCAACAUCAUGGACCUGCUGCAGUCUUUCCGUACGACCGUCACCGCCAACGACAACAUCUCCUACCUGUACAUGGCAUACCAGGGCCUCCUGAUGUUGUCUACUGUACUGGGACCUGCAACUAUUCUGCUCAUGAUGGCCGGCGCCGUGAACCCUGUCUUCAGCAUUGACCUCUGGCUCGCCUACCUCAUCAUCGUCGGACCCAUCGCCGUCUUCCUCAUCCUGUGCUUCAUCACCAAGUCGGACACCCAGCUGACCAUCGCUGCCGUCCUCAGCGCCAUCUACUCCUUGCUGAUGAUGGCUGUCAUUGUCGGCACGGCUGUUCAGAUAUCCGAGGACACCAUCAUUAGCCCUAACGCUUUGUUCCUCAUCAUGAUGAUCGCUAUUUUCAUCGUCUCGGCGUCGUUCCACCCUCAGGAAUUUUUUUGCCUGCUACCGGGGGCGUUGUAUUUCUUGGCGCUGCCUUCUGGGUACGUGCUGCUGAUGAUCUACGCCAUGUGUAACCUGCACGUCGUCUCCUGGGGAACUCGCGAGACCUCAGCCAAGGAGAUCAAAGCCCAAAUGCAGCAGCGGCUGACGCCCAAGAACAGCGGCAUCUCAGCUUGGAUACAUCGCCAAGAAGAAGAGAGCGCUUGCUGCGGAAGAUUCUUCAGAUAUCUAAGGCGGUUAUGCGGAUCUGGGAACCAAGACUUGCAUACGGAAAUUCUGAGACAGGUGAUUGAAAAACUGGAUAAAGUUGAAGCUGGAAUUAAGACCGUCAAUACUAACGGCAGCACAGCGUUUCAGCACAACCGCAAGAGGUCAUCAUCUAGAUCAAGACACUCCAAGAAAUCCAACAAGUCCAACAUCAACGAUAUCGAGGAAGAGGCCGAAAACGGAGACGCGAGUUCAUCCAGUUCUGGAUCUUUAUCUGGAGAUGAGAUUUACAUGGAGGAGGAACGUGAUGAGCUCAUUAACCCACGGUGGUUGGAAGACCCAGGUCUGAAGCACGGUGAGGUGCAGUACCUACCUGUGAGAGAGAUCGAGUUCUGGCAGAGGUGUAUAGCCAAGUACCUCCACCCCAUCAACCCCGAUAAAGCCGUGGAGGCCAAAAUCACCGUAGACCUCAAGUCCAUGAGAAACAACAUCGCGUUCGCGUUUUUCAUGAUGAACGCCUUCUGGAUGGUCAUCAUCUUCAUGCUUCAGCGCGUCAAGGACAAGAUAAGUCUGCAGAUCCCGAAAUACGGCGGCGGGUACUUGAGUAUAGAACCUCUGGGCUUAAUCUUUCUCAGCGUGUUCGCUGUUCUACUCCUGCUUCAGUUCGCUGCUAUGUUAAGACACAGAUACGGCACUCUCUUGCAUAUCCUAGCCUCUACCGAGCUCAAAGUUGACAAGAAGAAAUUCAACCAAAAACAAGCUAUUCGCGAUAUCGUGGAGUACGCCAGAAAACUACAAAAGCUGUCCAACGGUUUUGACGAAGACCUGACAGACCAAGACUACGAGUACAUGAGCUCGACAGAAAGCCGACCCGCCAGCAUGCAGCCGGGGAACUCUAUCUACCCCGGCAGCGCCAACUAUCUCUCGUCGAGAUCUCUCGGUCUUGAAGAUAGCGACGUACCCAUCCAACCUGCAAGCGACUCGCCGUAUUCCCUGAUGCUGGAGAACCAAGCCUUUCAAGACGCGGCCGCUAAACAAGCCGGAGCUUCCGCUGACGACACUCCGGUGAAAGAAAAAUCCGCAGACGGAAGCGGGAAGAAAAAAGGCAACUCUUCGAAACUAGGGAGAAGUAAAUCUACCAUGGUGGACAAGAACAACACACUGAGGCGACAGUUUGAACGUCGGUACCGCAAGAUGUUGAGAAACCAUUCAGCCGAGACGGGUCAGGACCCAGAUUUUGACCCCUUCGUCAGCAGGUCGCUACGGGAACCUCGGAGGUCCACCAAGAGAGAGUCGGUCGAGGACGUUGUGGCCAGGUUCAACAACUUCAACAAUAGGUGACCGCUUGAACAGCGUCAAACAAAAACUGACCAAUCCCUGUGAUGCCUUACAGCACGGCUUUAAGGCGGCACACAGACAAAUCAUUCAACAAUAUUUACACUAGUGAAAUCUUUUUAAAAAACUAUUAAUUUUAUUAAAUGUUGAUCAUUUUAAUCCAAUCAAGUGCCGAGCUCUGCUUAUAUCAACUAAUGCCAGUAUCAAAACGAUGUUUUAGUGCAAACAGAAGAUUUAAAUUUGAUGACGUUAGUUUGUAUUGAUCUAUGCCCAUAUUUGUGUUCAACUUCUGCUUUAUUUUUCAUGUUUCUGUAAUAGCGUUAAGCUUUAUAGAUCAGUCGGUCUAUUGCAAUCAUGUUUUCGUUGUGUACUAUUGGAAUCC
Physella acuta is the source of this 5800-nucleotide messenger RNA. Its product is annotated as chitin synthase chs-2. Gene Ontology annotation, cellular component: cell periphery; cell septum. Lineage: Eukaryota; Metazoa; Mollusca; Gastropoda; Physidae. Gene Ontology annotation, biological process: chitin biosynthetic process. Gene Ontology annotation, molecular function: chitin synthase activity. The record is from RefSeq and is a predicted model, not a curated record.